This is a messenger RNA of Anthostomella pinea, 1848 nucleotides long. Lineage: Eukaryota; Fungi; Ascomycota; Sordariomycetes; Xylariales; Xylariaceae. The record is from the annotation of a GenBank genome assembly.
AUGAAGGGACGCAAGGAUGAGACAAUCGAGGAUGACGACAACACUUUGAGCGAGGUCAGAUAUGACCCAGAGAAUGAGCCUACGGAAGCUGCCAGCCUCGAGCUUGGCCUCGGGCUUCGAGAUGAGAAUGGCCAAACCGCUGCAUUGAGAAGGUCCGGGGGCGGGAAUCUUGAGAUAGAGACCGGUGCAGGCUCGGUACAAGCCCGUGAACGCAGACAGAAGUUGAGCAACCCGUCCAAGAAAGUGGUCGCGUGGAGAGAUUUGCCCAAGAAACGGCAGCUCGUCGUCAUCACGCUGGCCCGGCUUAGCGAGCCUCUGGUCCAGACCUCCUUGCAGGCUUAUAUGUUCUACCAGCUACGGUGGUUCGAUCCUAGUCUGCCUGACGCCGUCAUCUCAAGCCAGGCUGGUAUCCUGCAUGCGAGCUUCACCGCCGCUCAGUUCUUUACUGCGAUGAUAUGGGGUCGGGUAGCCGACUCCAAGUGGGCUGGUCGCAAAAGCGUUAUCCUGAUCGGACUGAUGGGCACUCUGGUCUCAUGUCUCGGGUUUGGCUUUUCGAAAACAUUCCAUCAGGCUCUGUUCUUCAGAUGCCUUGGUGGCGCGACGAACGGCAAUAUCGGGGUCCUGAGGACGAUGAUUAGCGAGAUUGUCCGCGAGAAGAAAUAUCAGUCGCGAGCAUUCCUGAUCCUUCCCAUGACCUUCAAUAUCGGAGUCAUUAUUGGCCCCGUCCUGGGCGGCUUACUGUCCGAUCCAGCAGGCUCAUAUCCUGAUACGUUUGGAAAGGUGGACUUCUUCUUGAAGUACCCCUAUGCCCCGCCAAAUCUCCUCAGCGCGGUGUUUUUGUUCAUCUCCAUGGUCAUGUGCUGGAUGAACUUGGAAGAGACCCUGGACGCCUGCCGAGACCAACGUGAUCUGGGGAUCAUCCUGGGCAGAAAAGUCGGCGCCUUAUUCCGAAGGAACAAGUCAUCGAUAGCAUACACGCCUCUACACUCCAGAGACACGAGCGUGAGUACCGACACAGAGAUGUCGCCCGUGACGCCCCGAUACUCCGACGACAGCCCACGCACACCACCACCCAAGAAAGCCAACAACGGCCGGCGUUACACCCGCACAUUACCUUUUAGACAGAUCUUCACGCGGAAUGUGACGUUCACGCUGAUAGCUCACUUCUUCCUGGCCUUCCACGUGGGGACCUUCAACUCACUCUGGUUCGUCUUCCUCUCCACACCAGUCUACAACCCAGCGAAGGCCGACCCACCAGGGUUCUCCCCUGAGCUCCCCUUCCGGUUCACAGGCGGUCUGGGACUGCCCCCACGGUCCGUAGGUCUAGCCAUGGCGGUCCUCGGUGUCAUGGGCAUUACAAUGCAGCUCUUCUUAUACCCGCGCCUAUCCUCUCGCCUCGGCACUGUGCGCUCCUGGCGCGUGUCCCUCUUCCUCUUCCCACUCGCCUACACGCUCAUGCCCUUUCUCUCGAUCGUGCCGAGCACAACAACCCCGCCGGGCCAGAAGACGGGCCUCGCGGUCUGGGCUGUCAUUGCGGGCGUGCUGUUCAUCCAGGUCACAGGGCGGACGUUUGCGCUGCCCGCGCAGACGAUUCUGGUCAACAACUGUACGCCGCACCCGAGUGUGUUGGGUACGGUGCACGGGCUGGGGAUGAGCGCGAGUAGCUUUGCGCGCACGAUUGGGCCGAUAUUGUGCGGGUACCUGUACGGCGUGGGUCUGAGUCGUGGACUUGUGGGCGGCGUGUUCUGGGGGUUGGCGGGUGUAGCAGUGGGUGGGAUUGUGGUGAGCUUUUGGGUAAGGGAGGGGAACGGACAUGAGAUCUGGUUGGAGGGUGACGAGGAGGAGUAA